UUCACAAAGAAGGAAACCCUGGGAGGGAAGAACUUGGGGAACGGGAGAAAACAAAAAUCUUUGAGGCUACUUAGGUGUGGAGUCCUUCUGUUUCCCUUCUCCCCUCCAGGAAAGAUGAAGCUGACUCUGGUACAUAUCUUCUUUAUGAUGUUGCUGCUGUUGCUGGGUGUGGGGGUGGGUCUGGGUUUGGGACUUCAGAUGGCUGCUGCAGUCCUGGAGGAUAGCGAUCAGCCCCUGAGUGAGUUUUGGUCUAGCAACUCAGAGGACAAGACCCAGGCCACUAAAGGAGAGGGCAGCCGAACUACAGAAACCAUGCUGCUUAGCAACAAAGGAAUAGUGCAACCUGGCUGGCCUGAAGACACCAUCCUUGGUGAAGACGAAGUUGGAGGGAACAAGAUGCUCAGAGCUGAGGCUCCCUUGCAGAGCAACAAAGACUAUCUCAGGUUUGACCUGAUGGCCAGGGAUUGCAAUGCUCUGAUGUCACACAAGGUGAAGCAACACAACCACACAUGCAUAGCCCAGUACACUUUCAUCCACGAGGAUCUAGACACAGUCAGAGCUGUCUGUAACAGUCCUAUUGUUGCCUGUGAGCUCAAGGGAGGCAAAUGCCACAAAAGCUCCCGUCCUUUUGAUUUGACAUUUUGCAGCUUAUCCAAACCAGGCCAAGUCACUCCUCACUGCAAUUACCUCACUUUCAUUUUUGAAAAGUUUAUUAUGAUAUCCUGUAAUGACAUGAAGGUCCAGGUGUUGUCUGGGCAAUGA
Molecule: messenger RNA, 762 nt
Organism: Hyaena hyaena (striped hyena)
Lineage: Eukaryota; Metazoa; Chordata; Mammalia; Carnivora; Hyaenidae
Gene: RNASE10
Product: ribonuclease A family member 10 (inactive)
Exons: 2
Coding region: 115-762 (215 amino acids)
Molecular function (GO): nucleic acid binding
Source: RefSeq, a predicted model, not a curated record